UAAGAAAAUUAUUAUUUCCUUUUCCCAGAUUUCACCCUCACUCUCUCCGCUCACACCAUUUCUUCUCUCACCGCCACCACCGCCCUCCCGCUCCGCCCAUCUCUUCCAACUUCCAUUUUUGUUCAACUCUUCAUAUCACAAGCGCCAAUCACUCCACCGUAUUGUCUAUGGACGGCGAUUCUUCUCCGGUCAUAACUGCUGCUACCACCGUCGACUCUAUUGCCGAUGGCUUGAAGAACCAGUCCUUGGAUAAUAACAAUCAUAAUGAGGAUUCAGUUAGUCAAAAUAGGGGUAAGUUGAAGCUGGAAGAACUGAAGUGGGACCAUUCCUUCGUUCGUGAGCUUCCCGGUGAUCCAAGGACCGAUUUAACUCCACGAGAGGUAAUGCAUGCUUGCUAUACAAAAGUAACUCCAUCUGCCGAGGUGGAUAAUCCUCAGCUUGUGGCAUGGUCUGAUUCAGUUGCAGACUUGUUGGAUUUGGAUCCCCAGGAAUUCCAAAGGCCUGAUUUUCCAUUGUUAUUCUCGGGAGCUUCACCUUUGGUUGGAGCGAUGCCUUAUGCUCAGUGCUAUGGAGGACAUCAGUUCGGAAUGUGGGCUGGCCAAUUGGGAGAUGGUCGGGCAAUCACUCUAGGAGAGGUUCUCAAUUCAAGGUCGCAGCGGUGGGAAUUGCAGCUUAAGGGUGCUGGGAAGACCCCAUACAGUCGGUUUGCUGAUGGUCUUGCAGUCUUACGUAGUAGUAUCCGAGAAUUUCUAUGCAGUGAGGCAAUGCACAAUCUAGGAAUCCCAACAACUCGUGCGCUGUGCUUGGUAACAACUGGAAAAUAUGUUACUCGAGAUAUGUUUUAUGAUGGCAACCCCAAGGAUGAGCCCGGUGCAAUUGUCUGUAGAGUUGCUCAAUCCUUUCUUCGCUUUGGUUCAUACCAAAUACAUGCUUCAAGAGAGAAGGAUGAUUUUGGCCUUGUUCAUGCUUUGGCUGAUUAUUGUAUCAGGCAUCAUUUUCCGCAUUUGGAGAACCUGAGUAAAAGUGAUAGUUUAUCAUUUACUACUGGCCAAGGAGAUGACUCAGUCGUGGAUUUAACUUCAAAUAAAUAUGCAGCUUGGACAGUAGAAGUUGCUGAGCGUACAGCUUCCGUAAUUGCCAACUGGCAGGGGAUUGGUUUCACCCAUGGAGUACUGAACACAGAUAACAUGAGUGUGUUGGGACUUACAAUUGAUUAUGGUCCUUUUGGCUUCUUGGAUGCUUUUGAUCCCAGUUACACUCCAAACACUACUGAUCUUCCCGGCAGACGAUAUUGUUUUGCAAAUCAGCCCGAUAUUGGCUCAUGGAAUAUUGCACAGUUUGCCGCAACUCUUUCUACUGCCCAGUUGAUAAAUGACAAGGAGGCAAACUACGCUGUGGAGAGAUAUGGCACAAAGUUUAUGGAUGAGUACCAAGCUCUAAUGACCAAAAAACUUGGUCUACCCAAGUACAAUAAGCAGUUGAUCAGUGAACUGCUUAAAAAUAUGGCUGUUGAUAAAGUUGACUACACAAAUUUCUUUCGGUUGCUUUCAAAUGUCAAAUCUGAUCAUGCCAUUCCAGACGAUGAACUAUUAAUUCCUCUUAAGGCUGUUCUGCUGGAUAUUGGCAAGGAGCGAAGAGAUGCAUGGACCAGCUGGGUGAAAUCCUACAUAAAAGAGCUUUCCACCACUGGCAUAUCUGAUCAGGAGAGGAAACGUUCAAUGGACUCGGUAAAUCCUAAGUACAUUCUGAGAAACUAUUUAUGUCAAAGCGCCAUUGAUGCAGCAGAACUAGGUGACUUUGAAGAAGUUCGGCGCCUGCUAAGAGUUAUGGAACGGCCGUAUGAUGAGCAGCCCGGUAUGGAAAAAUAUGCCCGGUUGCCCCCCGCUUGGGCUUAUCGGCCAGGAGUCUGCAUGCUCUCCUGCUCUUCUUGACUGGACAAAAUAUGUUGCUCAGAAAUGAGAAAGAAAUACAGCAUGUACAUAGAAUAGCGUGUAUGGUGAUUUUGUUCUGUAAUAUGUAAAAGCUGUAGCCUUCCAUUUUCAAAUUGCGUUUCUGAGUUUGGUUUUGGGCAGGACUCACAGGUGAAAAUGUAUUUUUGU
Molecule: messenger RNA, 2099 nt
Organism: Sesamum indicum (sesame)
Lineage: Eukaryota; Viridiplantae; Streptophyta; Magnoliopsida; Lamiales; Pedaliaceae
Product: selenoprotein O
Biological process (GO): protein adenylylation
Cellular component (GO): chloroplast thylakoid
Molecular function (GO): AMPylase activity
Source: RefSeq, a predicted model, not a curated record